Messenger RNA from Exaiptasia diaphana, 1651 nucleotides. Its product is annotated as coiled-coil domain-containing protein 63. Lineage: Eukaryota; Metazoa; Cnidaria; Anthozoa; Actiniaria; Aiptasiidae. Bases 20 to 1651 code for a protein of 543 amino acids. The record is from RefSeq and is a predicted model, not a curated record. The transcript has a single exon.
GUUUUUUGAUAACGUCAAAAUGAGGGAAGACGACAAGGUAGAUCCUCUAGAAGCGCAACUUGAAGCCCAGCAAGAACUUGCAGCUCUCCACCGCCAGUACCGUUUGUUGUCCAAUGAUAAAAGGACUUACACCAGCGAAUCGCAAAACAUCAUUCGACGGCAAAAGGCAGCAAUUGAAAUGCUACUUCGAGAAAAGAAAGAGUUGCUGACUAUGAGCAACGUAGCUGGACGGCUUUGGAAUCAGUGGUGCGACGAAAACAACUUAAAUGAACUGAACAGGCUCAUGGAUAAAGAGGACUUAACUUGCGACGAAAUUCAAAAGGAAAAGAAGUCAAUUGCAACGAUCGAGGAGGCACAGAAGGCGCUCGAGGAAAAAAUCAUGGAACGCCAAAAGCUAAUGAAGGGAAGUAUGAAUAUAAGUCAAACAAAGUAUAUUGCCACUCAGAAGCAAGUUCGAGUGAUGAAAAAUCGCUUGGAUAACAUGAGCAGGAAGUUCAAUUCUACYAUGGCUAUAAAUAAGCAGCUUCGUGAAAAGAUUGAGAAUGUAGUCAAACAGAAAGAMCGUUUCCAGGAACUGCAUCAGCGGUUGGACAAUAAAUUGUCUGAAGUCAAAACGGACGUUGAGAAAGUCUCCGAAACUGCCAUAGCAAACUUYCAUGCUCGAGAUGAGGCUCAGCACCGCAUGGCGUCCUUGCGUGAGCGAGGAGAAAGAGAACUUAACAUGUUCAAAAGCGACGUUAAGGACUAUAAAAGAGCCAUCGAGCACGAUCGCAAACUGCAGGGUUUCAUGUCAGUAAAAACAGAAGACAGAGCAACUACAUUAAGAGAUGAAAUAUUCAAAAGAGAAUUGAAGAGGGCGAGUAUUCACUUGGACAAUGUGAACCUGGAAGCAAACAAAUACGAAAAGGCGUUUGAGAAGAUMAARSAAACCACAYGCAUYUUUGAUACCGAUGAACUUGUAACGUCRUUCAUUAAAAAAGAAGACGACAACUUUGCAUUGUUCAAUUAUGUCAACGCCAUGAGCACUGAGAUUGAAGGAUAUCAAGAUGAAAUUCAGUUCCUUCGAGGCGAAAUGCGUACGAUUGACAAGGAAGGAGUUGCGAACGAUGUACGUCGAAAAGAUAUMUUACAGGAACUCAAAGGAAAACUCGYAGACGUAAAAUUGAACUCCACCACAUUACAAAAGGAGGCCAAAACCGACCGUCGCAUCUUGGAAAAAGCGAAAAUAAAAAUCGAGAAGCUCUUCAAGAGCAUCAAGUGUGAUCGUACGGCCAUAUCCGAGCUUCUUGGAGGAGGUACAAGUAUCGAUGACUACAAUGCCGUUCAAUAUUUAGGAAUCAUUGAACAAAAGUGUAAUGAGCUUCUUCAAAUCAAAGCGCUACAUAGACUCAAAAUUUACGGGGAAGUUGAMCCAAAAGAGRCGCAUGUUUUGGAGGGACUGCAAGGCGCAGGACCACAACAAGCGCAACCAGUUUUGUCCAUAGUUGCACCAUGCAUAGAUGAAGACACCGAUCUUGCAUUGCAAGCAUCUGAUACGAAACCGAUGACCAUGGAUGAAGCUCGAGCACUUUCCACACAGCUUUCCUUGAGAGGUGGACAAAGCAUUAUUGUCGGGGUUGGAGCUCGUCAAAACCAACCAAAGAACAAAUAG